Saccostrea echinata is the source of this 793-nucleotide messenger RNA. Its product is annotated as probable U3 small nucleolar RNA-associated protein 11. The record is from RefSeq and is a predicted model, not a curated record. The transcript is spliced from 8 exons. The coding region runs from base 23 to 787 and encodes 254 amino acids. NCBI's taxonomy places the organism in Eukaryota, Metazoa, Mollusca, Bivalvia, Ostreida, Ostreidae. Gene Ontology annotation, cellular component: small-subunit processome; nucleolus. Gene Ontology annotation, biological process: rRNA processing.
ACUGUGAAAACACAUUUCAAACAUGGCAUCAUUACGGAAAGCAAGUAAAUCAAGUGCUCGUACAUACAAGGAGAGGAGUCAGCCUUCCAGCAGAGCCCAUCUUGGAUUUCUGGAGAAGAAGAAAGAUUAUAAAGAAAGAGCAGAGGACUUUCAAAGAAAACAGAAUACUCUGAAAGUUCUGAAAAGAAAGGCAUUAAAUCGCAAUCCAGAUGAAUUUUAUUUCAACAUGGUCAAAACACAAAAAGUGGAUGGUAUUCAUCAAGAGAAAGAGGAGACAGAACCAAUCCACACAGAAGCUGAACUCAAGCUUAUGUUUUCACAGGACCAGAGAUAUGUUACCAUGAAGAGAACGUCAGAACUGAAUAAAAUUGAACGAUUGCAGUCCAAUCUCCAUUUGAUGGACAAUGACACAGCACCUAAAAAUAAACACACAGUUUUUGUAGAUACAGACAAAGAAGUGAAAGAAUUUGAUGCAGCCAAAUACUUUGGGACUCACCCUUCCCUGGUCAAUAGGAGAUAUAACAGACCAACACUGGACAGUCUAAAGAAGAUGGAGAUACGGGGAAACUUAAAUGAGGAGGAUCUGAAGGCAGUAUCAAAGCAAAAACAGCAGAGAUAUCAAGAGCUGGUCAAACGAAUAGAGAGAGAAAAAGAACUCCAUGUAAUACAACAGAAGAUGGAAAUGAAGAAACAUUUAAUGGAUAAGAAAGAAAAGCGUACAAAAUUGCAAGAGGAGACAAAAACAUCAGCUCCUGUCUACAGGUGGCGCCACAAAAGAAAACGAUGAUUGGCU